UCACGAAGGUGAAGGCCAAGUGGUGGUAGACGUGACCCCCCCGUUCCGGUUAUUUUGAAGGACAGAUUCACCAUGUCGAGGAUAAUCCAGAGUGCCCGGAUUCACCAGGGAAUCCGAGCAAUUACUGGCUCUAUGUUUUCAACUUCAUCAAAUUCAGCUGCGGCAGCAGCAGCAACAAACGCAUCACUACCGGAAAUCCCGUCUUCAAAAAGCAUGAAAGAGCUUGCUCAGGGUGCAAUGUAUGGCAUGGUUCCAACUAAAGGACGAUAUGCGACCUACGUUUUUAAAGAACAGAAGCGUGUACUGCAUUGGAAAUGGUGGAACCCAGAUAGUCCAGUCCACCAGGCCACUAAAACAGAAGAUACCUUGAUGUACUCCCUCCUCGUAGUAAUAACCUUACUGAGUGUGGUAAAACAUAUGUAUUCCAGUGCUAUGAAGUCCAGUAAAAUCAAAUACAGAAAAACUGAAUAAAAGAUUCAAUAUUCAGUGUGGACGAACAACCGGCACUCAAGAUUUUCAAGGGUGACUGAUAUAAUUUCUAGUGACUGAAAGAGAAAAUUAUCUUAAGAACUGUUAAAUCUAACAUUUGACUUUCAUGGUUUUGUGUUUCUUGUAUAUGCAGAAACAAAUAAAAAAAUUGUUGUGAUGCA
This is a messenger RNA of Mizuhopecten yessoensis (Yesso scallop), 650 nucleotides long. RefSeq lists its product as uncharacterized. The transcript has 4 exons. The coding region runs from base 73 to 471 and encodes 132 amino acids. The record is from RefSeq and is a predicted model, not a curated record. NCBI's taxonomy places the organism in Eukaryota, Metazoa, Mollusca, Bivalvia, Pectinida, Pectinidae.